Messenger RNA from Pisolithus orientalis, 2180 nucleotides. Its product is annotated as succinate dehydrogenase. Gene Ontology annotation, molecular function: flavin adenine dinucleotide binding; succinate dehydrogenase (quinone) activity; electron transfer activity. Gene Ontology annotation, biological process: mitochondrial electron transport, succinate to ubiquinone; tricarboxylic acid cycle. Bases 69 to 2000 code for a protein of 643 amino acids. The record is from RefSeq and is a predicted model, not a curated record. The transcript is spliced from 13 exons. NCBI's taxonomy places the organism in Eukaryota, Fungi, Basidiomycota, Agaricomycetes, Boletales, Pisolithaceae.
GUCGCCGGCCGACGGUCACGCAAAGACAUUUCGCUCGCCCGCUCCUCCUGCAGAAAACAAGUCAAGUCAUGCUAGUAACAAGGACUCUUACAAGGACUGCUCCAUCGAGAGCUCGGUGGGGCCUGCAGCGCUCUUUUGCAACUACUCUGCCUGCCAGAAAGGUCGUCUCGACCAAUCCCGUAAAAGCUCAGCAGGUCAAGUCCUCGGCAAAAUAUCCGCUCAUUGAACACGAAUACGAUGCCAUUGUCGUUGGCGCAGGUGGUGCUGGUCUUCGAGCUGCGUUCGGGCUAGCAGAGGCUGGCCUCAACACAGCGUGCAUCACCAAACUUUUCCCAACUCGAAGUCAUACUGUGGCUGCUCAAGGCGGUAUCAAUGCUGCACUAGGUAACAUGACGGAGGACAAUUGGAGAUGGCAUAUGUACGAUACGGUCAAAGGCUCGGACUGGCUUGGUGACCAGGACGCAAUCCACUAUAUGUGUCGAGAAGCACCGAGAUCAGUGAUCGAACUCGAACACUACGGUGUCCCUUUCUCUCGGACAAAGGAGGGUAAAAUUUACCAGCGUGCCUUCGGUGGUCAGUCCUUGAACUAUGGCAAGGGUGGUCAGGCAUACCGCUGUGCAGCAGCCGCUGACCGCACCGGACACGCUCUCCUUCACACUCUCUAUGGUCAAUCUCUUCGUCACAACACAAACUUCUUUAUCGAGUACUUUGCACUGGACUUGAUUAUGGAGGACGGCGAAUGUGUUGGUGUCAUGGCAUUAAACAUGGAGGACGGUACCCUUCAUCGUUUCCGUGCGCACAAGACCGUUUUGGCCACUGGCGGUUAUGGACGAGCCUACUUCAGCUGUACAAGUGCGCAUACCUGCUCCGGCGACGGUAAUGCCAUGGUAGCCCGCGCUGGCCUCCCUCUGCAGGACCUGGAGUUUGUCCAGUUCCACCCCACAGGUAUUUACGGUGCUGGCUGUCUCAUCACCGAAGGUUCUCGUGGUGAGGGUGGAUAUCUGCUGAACUCGGCGGGUGAGCGUUUCAUGGAACGAUACGCUCCUACUGCCAAGGAUCUUGCCUCACGUGACGUGGUUUCUCGCUCCAUGACCGUCGAAAUUCGCGAGGGUCGUGGUGUGGGACCAGAGAAGGACCACAUUUAUCUGCAGCUCAGUCACUUGCCCGCUGAGGUCCUCCAUGAGCGCCUGCCUGGUAUCUCAGAAACAGCCGCCAUUUUUGCGGGCGUCGAUGUCACCAAGGAACCAAUCCCUGUCUUGCCCACAGUACAUUACAACAUGGGUGGUAUCCCUACAAGGUAUACCGGUGAAGUUCUUACCGUUGACGAGAACGGCAAGGACAAGAUUGUUCCCGGUCUUUAUGCUGCCGGUGAGGCCGCAUCUGUGUCCGUCCACGGUGCCAACCGUCUGGGUGCGAAUUCACUUUUGGAUAUCGUCGUUUUUGGCCGUGCAUGUGCAAACCACAUCAAGGAGAACCUUACGCCGGGAAAGCCUCACAAGAAGAUUCCUGAUGAGGCUGGCGUUGAAAGCAUCGAGUUCUUGGAUAAGAUCCGCAAUGCAGACGGUCCCAAGUCGACGGCGUCCAUCCGGUUGGACAUGCAGAAAGGGAUGCAGACUGAUGCAGCUGUUUUCCGUACUCAGGGGACUUUGGAUGAAGGUGUUGAGAAGUUGCGUACCAUCUACAAGUCUUUCGAUGAGGUUGGAGUCAAAGACAGGAGUAUGAUUUGGAAUUCUGACCUUGUCGAAACCUUUGAGCUCCGCAAUAUCCUCCAGUGUGCCGUUCAGACUAUCACUGCUGCUGCCGCACGCAAAGAAUCUCGCGGUGCUCAUGCCCGUGAGGACUACCCUGAUCGUGACGACGAGAACUGGAUGAAGCACACGCUCACGUGGCAGCACGAUGUCAACUCGCCAGAUGUGACCAUCAAGUACCGCGACGUUAUCAACAAGACCCUUGACGAGAACGAGUGCAAGCCCGUCCCGCCGAUGAAGCGCACUUACUAAACGAUUUCUCUUCGGGUUCGUUCUUGGGUUAGCAUUGAGCUCAGUGUCCCGUCUGCGUGGGCGGGACGGUUGGAUCGUAGUAACUAUUUCUGUUGUCUUUACGGAACCUCUUCAAGCUCGAAAAGAAGGCGCUAAUCCUGCCGUCCACCCUCCCUGGGGUGUGUUUAGUAUCCUGCCAUC